Messenger RNA from Microstroma glucosiphilum, 1113 nucleotides. RefSeq names its product RNA-binding domain-containing protein. Gene Ontology annotation, molecular function: RNA binding. The transcript is spliced from 3 exons. Bases 115 to 810 code for a protein of 231 amino acids. The record is from RefSeq and is a predicted model, not a curated record. Lineage: Eukaryota; Fungi; Basidiomycota; Exobasidiomycetes; Microstromatales; Microstromataceae.
CUCCUCACUCGCUCAUCCUCUCAUACUUACCAUACAGCUGCCCAUUGACACACACAACCAUCCCCGCGUCUACCUCAUUGGCAGCUCUGAUAUUCGUCGCGCCCACUUGUACAGAUGGCAUCUCCCUGCCCGUCCUCAUCCUCCCCCUCUUCCUCCACCACCGCCUCCCCACCCAGGAGCAGCAGCGCCACCCACACCACCAAUCCCCUCUACAUACCAGCAGCUCCUCGCGCAGCCACUUCAACCACCAACGGCGGCAAGGCUCCUCCCCCUUCCAUCUCACACCGCCUCUAUGUCGGCAACCUCCACCCCGCCGUAUCCGAGUACGACCUCGUGCAGUUGUUCAACCCUUAUGGCAAGAUCAGCAAGCUCGAUUUGCUCUUCCACAAGUCAGGACCUUUCAAAGGGAAGCCAAGAGGAUAUGCCUUCGUGGAAUAUAUAAAGGAGGAGGACGCAGCGUUGGCCAAGGUGGAGAUGGAGGGAAAGGAGGUCAGGGGAAGGAAGGUCGCUGUUAGCUUUGCCAACAAGUCCGAAUAUGCUGAGCAGAGUACCACUGGCCCUGUGAGACGCAACCGCGCCAGAGACGAAGACUUCAAGCCCACAACGCUCAGCCUUGUCAAGAAUUCGCAGCAGCCACAAGGCACCGACGCCAAGAUCGCAGCUAUGGAAGCUCGCCUGCUAGCCAUGAAGGCAUCCAAGAACAAGGGGCCUCCUGCCGCUACGGGCCAGCCCGAUGGAGGCAAGCCGGGCGUUCUCAAACUCGCCCCUGCAACUGCCGGGCUGCCCAGAAGGCCACAGACGAAGCGUUGAACAUAGAUAUUCAACGUGGGCGCGAGUAGUACAAGUACAGUACACCAAGUCGUUGGGCAGGCAGAUUCAUAGCAUUUUGAGUAUGAAGCGGCCCUCAAUCCGACGCACUAGGGCUCAUACACCAUUGGCAAAGCGCAAUACUUCACUGAGACGCUCAUUACUUCUUGUCCAUCUCGGAAAUUUUGGCAACAGCUGUGGAGCUUCGACGACUCAUCAAGCCCACAGGGAUCCGCUGUUACGAGCGUGCUCGUUAUAUCUCCCUCCCUUUCUCUUGAAUUGGCUCAAGAUUUCAUCAAUCUGCUU